Messenger RNA from Paraphaeosphaeria sporulosa, 429 nucleotides. RefSeq lists its product as uncharacterized. The coding region runs from base 1 to 429 and encodes 142 amino acids. Lineage: Eukaryota; Fungi; Ascomycota; Dothideomycetes; Pleosporales; Didymosphaeriaceae. The transcript is spliced from 2 exons. The record is from RefSeq and is a predicted model, not a curated record.
AUGGCCAAGAGCGACGAAGCACUCACCUUCAGCGCGCGUGAGAUGCAGGUCCUCGCGCUGGCCUGGCAGUGCUUCGAGUCGGAGCCCAAGAUCGACAUCAAGAAGCUCGCCCGCCUCACCGGCUACACCGAGGGCAGUGCCUCCGUUACGAUGGGCAAAAUCAAGCGCAAACUCAAGACACACGGCGCCGGCGGCGGUAGUGGCAGCGAGUCCAACCCCGCUACUGCAACUGCAUCCACCCCGAAGAAGACGCCUGCUCCAAAGACGCCUAGGACCGGCAAGCGCGGUGCGGGGGCUAGUGCGGAUGAGACGCCAAGCAAGAAGGUGAAGGGCGAGAGGGUCGAGGAUGAGGGGGAGGAGUUCAAGAUCAAGCCGGAGCCCGUGCUGGAUGGCUAUGGCGCGUACCAUGAUUACGCUGGAGGCUUGUAG